Arabis nemorensis is the source of this 1188-nucleotide messenger RNA. Lineage: Eukaryota; Viridiplantae; Streptophyta; Magnoliopsida; Brassicales; Brassicaceae. The record is from the annotation of a GenBank genome assembly.
AUGAAGAUGGCCUCGCCGGAUGAGGCUGAUGCUGUAACAGGGGUGUUAUGGAACCUGAACGAGUGUCCGGUUCCCCGUGACGUUGAUGCUCGUAUGGUCGGUCCAUGUAUUAAACGAUUUGUUGAGUCUUAUGGCUAUAUGGGACCUCUCACCAUCACUGCCAUUGGCGUACUAACAGACUUUCCCGAUAGCAUCCUUAGAGGACUCUAUUCAGGUGGAAUCAAUCUUAGUCACUUCCCCGCAGGUUACAUGAAAAUCAGUAAUCAUAUUACUCUAUUUACCGAGAUGAACCCACCUCGCGCUAAUAUCAUUUGGAUAUCUGAUCCGGACCCUGGUCUUGCUACAACUUCGUUCAGCCCUUCUCAUCAUAUUCGAUCGCGAAAUGGCUUCUGGAAGCCGCAUCAUCAGAUUCUGAGGAGGAAGCAGAAACAGUUGAUUCUGCCUACUGGGAGUGCUUUGUAUGCAACCGUGAUCCUCCUGCCAAAGAUGUUGGACUGGUUGAACACACCGGAAUGUUUUUAUGCUCCUCCCUCUCCCCUUAAUUCUCGUUCUCGUUCUCGUUCUCCUCUCAAGGAUGUUUCUUUCAUGUCCCUGUCCCUGCCACCAACUGAGCCUCCUGAGAUAGACCAUCAGGCUGUAACAUGCGUGUUUUGGGACAUCAACAAGUGCCCAGUUCCCCGUGACGUUGAUGCUCGUCUUGUCUGUCCCUCUAUCAAACGGUUUUUGGAGACUUCAGGCUACUCUGGUCCUGUCACCAUCAAUGCUGUUGGCGUACUAACAGACGUCCCUAUUGACAUCCUGAGAGGAGUCUGUUCCAGUGGAAUCGCUCUUGUGAACGUCCCUCACGGUUCCACAGACAUUCUGGUACUUAGGUCUGAGUUUACCAAGAAUAAUCCACCUCCAGCUAAUUUUGUGAUCAUAUCCGAUCAGGACUCUUACUUCCAACCAUUGCCUAGAUACGGCCAGUUCUUGCUACCUUCGCUUCCGACAGAUGUAGGAGAACUCGAUGACGGUAAGUGCAGUGAAACGGGUGAAUGUUCCUGCCAUGUUUGCUCAGGUGGCUACCCUGGUCUUUCCUUCCAAAGCUUUGACAAUUUCGCCACGCAUCUCUCUAGUAGAGCACAUCAACGCAAGAUGCUGGACUGGGUACCUAGGAGUGUUCGAGUUUCACGCCAACUCACGACGUGA